AUAAUCUUUGCCGGCGCGUGUCCACUUUUCGUCUGCUGGCGUGGCAAAGGAUUUGGAGCAAACUUUCUUGAAAUAGCCGACCGCAUGUACUUUUGUUCUUAGAAAAAUGAUUCCCAAAUUGUUCCAGUGGCUCACUGGCGUCAGCCUGCUGAUGUCAGUAUGGUUCAGCAUAGUCUUUGGCUACGUGAAACUUGAUAUGCCAGGAAACUGUCUGGAGGUUGUGCAAGUGAUGCCCCUGUAUCUGCUGAUGUGUUUUGCUUGUUACUCUUUGGCUGUGGUGGGAUAUAGGGUGGCGACAUUUAAUGACUGUGUGGAUGCAUCAGAAGAAUUAAAAAGGCAAAUAAAGGAAGCCAGAGCUGAUUUGAAGAAAAAAGGAUUUAAAUAUUUUGACUAACAACGAUCAAUAAAUUCACAAAAAUA
This is a messenger RNA of Haliotis rubra (blacklip abalone), 420 nucleotides long. RefSeq names its product dolichol-phosphate mannosyltransferase subunit 3-like. The record is from RefSeq and is a predicted model, not a curated record. The transcript has 5 exons. NCBI's taxonomy places the organism in Eukaryota, Metazoa, Mollusca, Gastropoda, Lepetellida, Haliotidae. Gene Ontology annotation, biological process: GPI anchor biosynthetic process. The coding region runs from base 107 to 394 and encodes 95 amino acids. Gene Ontology annotation, cellular component: endoplasmic reticulum membrane; dolichol-phosphate-mannose synthase complex.